This is a messenger RNA of Phoenix dactylifera (date palm), 767 nucleotides long. NCBI's taxonomy places the organism in Eukaryota, Viridiplantae, Streptophyta, Magnoliopsida, Arecales, Arecaceae. The record is from RefSeq and is a predicted model, not a curated record.
GGGUCGGAUCAGAGGCCAAGGCGUUAACCCGCGCACCAGAAUAGAAUGCAAGUUGAGGAGCCAAUGGUCUCCCUCUCUUCUCUGUCUUCCCCUCUCCUUCCACCGGCAUUCGCGGCAGUAUUCCGACCUCCAUCUCCCUCGACGACCAUCCGGCACCACCACUCCACGACCUCUUCUUGCCCUCGUCGGAUCUAAUCCUUUCCCCGCCGCGUCGCGGAUUUUGGUCAGUCUAAAUAGGUUUUAACGACCAUGGUUCUCACUUCAUUACCAUCUCCAAAUAGGAAAUCGCAAAACACAUUGUUUUCAUCAUCCCCUUCCAAGAAGCUAUCAGGUCGUGAUGAAUUAGGAAGCUGGUCUACCAUUCUUGAGCGGCAUCGUUUCCUUCUGACAAUGAUGGCAUUGUUGGCAUUUCUGUGCACAAUAUAUCUCUACUUUGCAGUUACUUUAGGGGCCUCAGAUCCCUGUUCCGAAAAGUCUGGAGCUGAGAAGGCACUUUGUGAAGCAAAAUAUUCUUUAUACAAAGGAAAAUUGAAAUUAUCUUAACUUGAAAUGUUCUUCGAAACUCAUGGCAUGGUACUUCUGUGGUCUAGGAUUCAGAUUUAAUUCCUCAAGUUCUGGAUGCCGCAUUUCCUGAUGCUGCAUUGUGCGAGUUGCACCUCAAAUUGUUGUAAGCUAUGAUUGAGAAUAUGUUCAAUGAGCAAAAACUCUCAGGUGAACCUGAUUAUCAAAACGUGGUGUUUUUAUAAAUGAUCUUUCUUUCUUCCUUA